CCGUCAUCCAAAAUGUCUAUCAUCGUGACUACAAUGUCUGCAAGCGAGGGGUAAUAUUGACUUUGAUGAUGACAGGUUUAUUACAAUAGAAAAUAUAUAGCAGAGGUAGAAAAGUCUUAGAACAAUGAACGUUUUCGAGCAGCCGUAUUACAAGUUACUGAUAAACUUUGCUCGUUCAAUAGGUCGAUGGCCGGAUCAGUCUCGACUACAAGCUUUACUGAUAGGAAUCGGCAUUGUUACUCUAUUUAUUGUGCAAGUCACACCAAUAAUACUAUCCGAUAUAGUGCAUUCUGAUGAUCGACAUCUGAUAUUUGAAACAUUAGCACCAGCUAUUACGUACUUAGCUUGUUUUGAGUUAUAUUUAAAUACUCUUAUUAAUGGGAGAAAGCUCAGACUUCUUUUUGAAAGGAUUAACGACAAUUGGAAAGUAUUGAAGAAUCGUGAUGAAAAGCACAUCAUGGAAAAGCAUACAAAUUUCGGAAAUUUUCUUUCAGCUGGAUAUGCAGUGUUUGUGUACAUAGCAGCUAUAACAUUUGUAACGGAGCCAGUUUUGCCGAUGAUGGCGAAUUAUUUUUUCAAAACGAAUAUUUCCGCACCACAUAAUUUUGCUGUUCCAAUGGAAUGGAUUAUUAUAGAUACAGAAAAAUAUUACUGGGUGAUAAUGAUUCAGAGCGGUAUCUGUACUGUGCUUUCACUGUCUGUACUUGUUUCCGUUGACGUUAUAAUUAUUACCUUAGUAUAUCAUGCAUGUGGUUUAUUUGCAGUCGCAGGUAGACAUCGAAUUGAGAGUUUGCCUUACGAGGAAAAGCUUAAAAAUGGGCUCACGAAAUCGAAGCUAUUAAGAAAUUCUUACGACGUUCAUUACAUACAUUUAGUUUCGUGUAUUAGAUUCCAUCGACGAGCUUUAGAAUAUUUUGAUUUAAUUGAGAGCGCCUUUUGUGGAUGCUUUGGAGCAGCGAUUGGAUUAAAUUUGCCAAUAAUGAGUAUUACUGGCGUUCAGUUUAUAACACAAUCAAAUACAUUGCGGCAGAAAAUAAAAAUGUUAAUGUUCGCAGUAGGUGUGAUGAUUCAUCUCUUUUUCGAAUGUUUUAUAUCUCAACAGCUAACAGAUAUGAGCUUACGAAUCCAGCAGCACAUAGCUAAUACAAAGUGGUAUGAUAUUUCGGUAAAAUCGCAAAAAUUGUUGGUUCUGAUGACACGGAGAUGUCAAAUACCGUGUAUUUUAACAGCAGGAAAAAUCGUGGGAUUGUCUAUGGAAAGCUUUGGAAUGAUGAUAAAAACAUCUGCAUCGUACUUUACUUUUCUUCUAUCCAUGCAAUAAAUUUUAUGAACUGUACUUCUAUAUUGAUCACUGAGUUAUGAAUUUAUUUAUAGUAAAUAAAUAGAUAAAACUAA
Messenger RNA from Microplitis mediator, 1395 nucleotides. Its product is annotated as odorant receptor 46a-like. Gene Ontology annotation, biological process: sensory perception of smell; detection of chemical stimulus involved in sensory perception of smell. Gene Ontology annotation, molecular function: odorant binding; olfactory receptor activity. NCBI's taxonomy places the organism in Eukaryota, Metazoa, Arthropoda, Insecta, Hymenoptera, Braconidae. The record is from RefSeq and is a predicted model, not a curated record. Bases 125 to 1321 code for a protein of 398 amino acids. The transcript has 9 exons. Gene Ontology annotation, cellular component: plasma membrane.